Heterocephalus glaber (naked mole-rat) is the source of this 2135-nucleotide messenger RNA. It is a transcript of the gene Fam163b, whose product is annotated as family with sequence similarity 163 member B. NCBI's taxonomy places the organism in Eukaryota, Metazoa, Chordata, Mammalia, Rodentia, Bathyergidae. The record is from RefSeq and is a predicted model, not a curated record.
CACGCAGUCGCCUCCCCGGGGGCUCCGGGGCCCCUCGCGCCCGCCUCGCCCGCCCGGCCCGCAGGCCCGGCUGCCCGUCACGUGCGCCCAAGUCCUCGCGGCCGGCGGCGCUAUUCCCGCGGUCAAGGCUGUUGAUGGAGAAGUGGGCGGAUGACAGCUGGGACUGUGGUCAUCACCGGGGGCAUCUUGGCGACUGUGAUUCUGCUCUGCAUCAUCGCUGUUCUCUGCUACUGUCGGCUCCAGUACUACUGCUGCAAGAAGGACGAGUCGGAGGAGGACGAGGAGGAGCCCGACUUUGCCGUGCACGCGCACGUGCCGCCCCUGCACUCCAACCGCAGCCUGGUGCUGACCAACGGGCCGGCGCUCUACCCCGCCGCAUCCACCUCCUUCAGCCAGAAGUCCCCGCAGGCCCGAGCCCUCUGCCGCAGCUGCUCCCACUACGAGCCGCCCACCUUCUUCCUGCAGGAGCCGGACGACGACGACGUGGACGAGAGCGUGCACAACGGCGGGGAGCGUGUGGCCUACAGGAGCAUCAGCCAGGAGGACGUGGAGCUGCCGCCCGGGGGCUUUGGGGGCCUGCAGCCACUCAACCCCAACCGCCUGUCGGCCAUGCGUGAGGCCUUCUCCCGCAGCCGCAGCGUCAGCACCGACGUCUGAGCCUCUGACCAGUGGCCGCAGCCUGCGGUCACCCUGCCCUGGGCCGCCCUGAGGCCAUGGCAGGAAGCCUGUGUCGCCCACCCCCGCCCCAGGUCUGACCAGGGCUCUGCAGAGCCGUCCUCCUGUUCACGUCCAGGUCCCCCGGGCCCUCUGGGGGAUAAGGCUCAGUGAACACAGGUGUGGCCACUGUGGGUGGGGACAGCUGGGCUGAAUGGGUGGCAAGCCUGGCCCAGGGACAGGCGAGAGGCAGGGGAGUGAAGAGAGCUUGGGGCUGGGCCUUGGGGCGGGGCCGUUUUCAGGAGGUGUGGGACAGCAGCACAGCCAUCUCUGGCCUUGGGGCCACUCCCACCCUGGCACCCACCCUCUCACUGCUCCGGGAGAGUGGUCUCAGUGGCGCCAGGGCCCUGACUGCAGACAGAGGGCUCUGUGCCUGCAGCCUUCGCUCGCCCCCCCCCCCACUCUCUGGGCUCUGGGUGCAACGCACCUGAGAGGCCCCCGUGCUGAGCUCCCUGCUGCUGGACAGCCUCCCCCACACGAGGGCGAGGCUUGGAACAGCAGGGUCCUUGGCACAGUGGGCACGGGACAGGGAGAUGCUGCUUGAGGGGCUCAACCAUGAACUGACCCAACCAGCAGGCAGAGACCCGAGGCAGGCAGGCAGAGAGGGGCAGAUCUGUGGCCCCUAAUGCACCGCGAGGCUUGGACAGGCCUCCGUAGCUCUGGGCCUGUGUCUCCAUGCCUGUGUGAGGGUGCUGGCCCCAGGGCCCUUCCAUCUCUGGGUCUCCCCAGGAGCCGAGGUCCCCAGGGGAGGCAGAGCUAGGGGCCACCGAGCCUGCAUGUGCUUCCUGCUUGGAGCGAGGCCCAGGCCCGGCCCUACCUGGUGCCCAGAGGGUCCCGCGAAAGAGCUAGCUGCCCCGUGUGGAGGCCUCACUGUGUCUGCGCCCUACAGGCUGCAGCCCAGGCCUCCCUGGGAAUUCUGGCUUCUCCCCUGCCUCCUUGGUGGCUAAGCUGCCUGCACACCACCCCAGGGAAGUGCCCCAGCCAGGGCACUGUCACAGAGCACAGUGCUGCCUGCCAAGAGGCUGUGUGAACCGAGGCAAGAGUCCUCCCCUCAGGCACCCUCUCUCCCUGCCUGGAGCCCGGGAUGGGGCGAGUGCACCCACAAAGCUGCAGAGCCACCAUCCCCAUUCUCUCCCUCCUCCUCGUCCUCCUGCCUGCCCAGUCUGAUGUGCCAGGGGAUUCGCCUCACUGAGUCCAGCUCCCCUCCCUGGCUGGGUCCCCACCAUCAGCGGGGCUGCAGGUACGGCCUGCUCCCUCCCAUCCCCUGCCUGUCUGGCCUCUGCCCUUUCUGUACAGACCCAGAGAUCCCUUUGAAAGGAACUAAGAGUGUGUCCGUCCCAGCUUACCCAAUGCCACAGCCCUGGGGCCCGCGGGGGCCAGGGAGCUCCCAGAGCAAAGCGAGAGCCAAUAAACCUGUUUCC